AUGGCAACUCUGCAGAAAUUCAAGCUCCUGGCGUGCGCUGUCGCCGCCAGUCCUGCCAGGAGUCCGUCGGCGAGUCCGGUGAUCCACCUCCGCCGGAGAAGAACACUCCGAAUGCUGCUCAGCCGCGCGACGGGCGGAGCCGGAGGCGGCGGCGGGAGACGGCUGCCUCCGCGGUGCUGCGACGCUUCCACCGAUCGGAGGGGGAGCAGCGAGAAGAGAAGCGCGCCGGAGAAGGGUAAAGAGUCGUUGGUGAGCAACAAGCUGAAGGAUUUGUUUGUUUCGUCGCCUCCGCCGAUGGCGGAGGCUGUUUCGGAAAAUGUGCGAGAAAUGCUGCUGCCGUCCGGCGGCGAAUUGAGGAGAGGUGAUGGACGCUCGCUCCGGCCGCUGUCGGCGACUUUCCGGCAACGAUUGUUGUUGAGGAGAGCGUGGCGGCCGGUGCUCGGCGGGAUUCCGGAGUGA
This is a messenger RNA of Salvia splendens (bonfire salvia), 459 nucleotides long. RefSeq lists its product as uncharacterized. The transcript has a single exon. The record is from RefSeq and is a predicted model, not a curated record. Lineage: Eukaryota; Viridiplantae; Streptophyta; Magnoliopsida; Lamiales; Lamiaceae. Bases 1 to 459 code for a protein of 152 amino acids.